Lactuca saligna is the source of this 477-nucleotide messenger RNA. The record is from the annotation of a GenBank genome assembly. NCBI's taxonomy places the organism in Eukaryota, Viridiplantae, Streptophyta, Magnoliopsida, Asterales, Asteraceae.
AUGUGCUCGAUCCCUUCUCUCAAUUUCUACGACCUCUUAUCCGUCUGGCACAAAUCACCCAUCAGAAGGGUCAUAAGAGAAGCAAGCAAGACAGGGGUCAUAAUGGAGUUCCCAACAGAGCAAAACAAAGAAGGAAAUGAAGAUUCAAGUUCCAAUUUCUUAUCCAACAUAAAGAGUUGCAACAAAUCAUGGCAUUGCCCUUGGGGACACACCAUUGUUGACAAUAUCGCACCAUUGUUCAAAAAAAUCUUGGAGGAAAAUUACAUAUCAUCUUCAGUGUGCCCUUUGGAGGAUACUAAACAGAAUAGGUCAUUAUGUGCAAGUCCGGUGAGGGGCGUUUUAGACAAUUCAGUCUCAGUCUCCACCAUCCCUUCCUCACCUAUAAACAAGGAAGAAGAAGUCGGAGGAUUCCCUGUUUGUAAAUCAUCUCCUGCCCUUAGUGAAUCCGGAUUAAGGAAUCUCGGGAGGGGCAGUUGA